Messenger RNA from Fimicolochytrium jonesii, 1834 nucleotides. Its product is annotated as kinase-like domain-containing protein. Lineage: Eukaryota; Fungi; Chytridiomycota; Chytridiomycetes; Spizellomycetales; Powellomycetaceae. The record is from RefSeq and is a predicted model, not a curated record. Gene Ontology annotation, cellular component: cytoplasm. Gene Ontology annotation, biological process: phosphatidylethanolamine biosynthetic process; phosphatidylcholine biosynthetic process. The transcript is spliced from 9 exons. Gene Ontology annotation, molecular function: ethanolamine kinase activity; choline kinase activity. Bases 500 to 1636 code for a protein of 378 amino acids.
AGACAUGGAAGUGAAAGUGAAUGAGAGAAGUUAGAACGCGUCGGUGACAUCAGCGCCCAUCCACUCCGGCUUCUCCCGGGCCCCGCCUCCUGGGAACUGGAAACGCUUUUACCGCCGGUUCUUGUCUGAGAACUUGAAACCGGUGGUUACCAUCAUCAAAAGAUUUGUUGAAAGUUUGAUUCCUUUUUGGAUUCACAUGGGGCCGGUUCGUGGGUGUGCUCAAAUGUUGUGGGAGCAACAGGCAAGCGGCCUCGAGUUCCAUUCCAGGCAAGGGUCCAACCGGCUUGACUAAGCUCCAAUUGGCAAUUACCCUCGCCAAGAGCAGCGACGAAAUCGAAACUUCGAAGCAACCCAGUGGUGAAAAGUUACCUAGAACGGGUACUUACUGUACAUUCUCUGAGAGGGAACACACAAGUCGAUCUCGCCAAGAAAAGCCCCGCCGACGCGAACUCACAUUCCUAUCCGGUUCGCCGUGGGAAAUCCUCUUGCCUGCACCACCAUGCUUUCCGGUGAAGUCACCUCGGUUUACAACAAUAUGUCAGAAGCAGCUGCUGCCGCAGAGUCCGACACGCUGCUUUCCACCUUCCAGGGGUUGGUAAAUGGAACAAAGCUACCUUCAGCGGCGCCCGCGAAAAGCACCGCGGCAGUGUUGAAGUCCAUUGCGACCUUCAAGUACACAAUCGAUCACGACAAGCUUACCGCAGGGGUCUCGGCCGUAGUUGAGGAUGUUGUCUUGAAGCAGUUUACAGCUGGCAUCACGAACAAAUUGUUUCGCGCCACUCACAAGCCUUCAGGGCACGCAGUACUGGUGCGGACGUACGGAAAAGGGUCCGAUAUCCUCAUAGAUCGGAACCAGGAGUUGGUGAACAUGCAAGCAUUAUCGAAACUGGGUUUAUGUCCUCCACUAUACGGGAGAUUCGAUAACGGCCUAGUGUAUGGGUUCAUAGCUGGAACUCCCUUUUCUGGCGAAGACAUGAGUGAUGCGCACAAGUCCAUACUCGUGGCCAAACGGUUAGCAGAAUGGCAUGGCGUAGCUCUCCCAGGGUCCACACUCGAACCACAGCUGUUUCCCACCAUGUUCCGCUGGCUGGUCCAAGUUCCAAAAUCGUACACCAAUAAGGCGGCAGACGCCAAGUUCAGAGCCAAUCUGAGUGUAGAUAAGUUGAGGCAGAGAUUGCUAGACUUGCAGAGUGCCCUUCAGGCCCUGGGUAGUCCGGUUACUUUUUGUCACAAUGACUUGCUUUCUGGCAACAUCGUCUAUAGCGAAGCUAAGGAUACCGUCUCCUUCAUCGAUUACGAAUACGGCUCGAUAUCGUACAGAGGCUUCGACAUCGGGAACCAUUUCUGCGAGUAUGCAGGUUUCGAUUGCAAAUGGGAGCUCUACCCGACGAAACCCGCUCAACUCCCCUGGCUCCGAACAUACCUUGAAUCCUACACAAAGCGUGCCGUCAUGGACGCUGAGGUUGAGAAUCUCUACAAGGAAGUCACCAAGUUCUCGCUGGCGGCUCACUUCUUUUGGGCGAUUUGGGCCCUCGUCCAAGCAGAAAUCAGCGACCUCGACUUCGACUACCUAGACUACGCCAUCACGCGUCUCAACUACAUGGAAUCGGUGUGGGACGAAUAUCUCGCUCUAUGAGCGACACAGCUUGUGGCUGCCGUCCCUAUCUCGCAUUAAUCCUUAUUUUACGGACCCUUUUUUUUUGGACACUCUCAGUCUGGAUACAUCCAGCCUUUCUAUCUAUCGUGUAGUCCCCCAAUCAUAUAGACGCGCAUCCAUAUACAUAUAGAACUUCUUCCUGAAUCACUUAAAAUUUCGAAACUCGAACAUCCAUCA